Orbilia oligospora ATCC 24927 is the source of this 798-nucleotide messenger RNA. RefSeq lists its product as uncharacterized. The coding region runs from base 1 to 798 and encodes 265 amino acids. The record is from RefSeq and is a predicted model, not a curated record. The transcript has a single exon. Lineage: Eukaryota; Fungi; Ascomycota; Orbiliomycetes; Orbiliales; Orbiliaceae.
AUGAUGUUUGCCAAUCUAGCACGAGGUGCCAAACCCUCAACACGCUCAUACCCAACCCUCCAAGAACUACAGGAUACAUUCUCCACCUGGGUUGGCGACUGCCUCGACAUCGACGACGAAGACGAAGAAGAAGAGAACGAGGAACAAGAGUGUCAAAUAGCAUAUGCAGAAGACUACGAGGAUCAUAUCCCACACAGCAACGACCACGACAAUAGCAGCAAGGAACCUUCUGGUACCUUACCUGAUGAGAAAGACCUCCAUACCAGUAGCAAGAAUAUAAAAAACCUCUCGGAGGGACCUAAAGACCUUCGUCUAAAGAAAGAGCGACGACACGUUUCGUUGCCAGCAGCACUCAAAGCUACUUUCUACCCUUACGGCCAAAAAGACACCUCCAAGAGUCCAAAGGAGAUCACACCUCGUGCCAUUUUUGAACGAGUUCUUUUAAUACCGCCAAGGGACUUUGCACGCAGGCGUCGAGCUAGUCAAGAAAGUAUUGAAGCUGUAGAUCUUUGGAUCUGCCGCGCUGCACCCGGAAAUAGUUCAAGAGGCCGCGGUCAAGAUAAGGAACUACUACAACCUUUAAAUACCAGUACCAGUACCAAUACCAAUACCAAUACCAAUACUAGUACUAAUACCAAUACCAAUACCGUUUACCAGGAGGUUUCCUCGUUUCUAGCUCUUACAAAGGGGAGUAGGAAACGAAGGAGAGAAGCAGUCGACGUAGACGACAGUGAUACACCUUUAACGCCGGCACUGCUAUCAUCCCCGCUGGCGUCUAGGAAGAGACCGCGAAUCUAA